This is a messenger RNA of Liolophura sinensis, 3101 nucleotides long. RefSeq names its product doublecortin domain-containing protein 2-like. Bases 65 to 2257 code for a protein of 730 amino acids. Gene Ontology annotation, biological process: intracellular signal transduction. Gene Ontology annotation, cellular component: microtubule organizing center; microtubule. Gene Ontology annotation, molecular function: protein binding. Lineage: Eukaryota; Metazoa; Mollusca; Polyplacophora; Chitonida; Chitonidae. The transcript has 13 exons. The record is from RefSeq and is a predicted model, not a curated record.
ACAUGUGCCGGGAAAUGUCAAAACUGUUCUGGUGAAAACUGAUUUUCUCUUUUUAGGAAUAAUCAUGGCAGCAGCCGACACCACUCUCCCGGUGAUCGAGCGAGCGAAGCAGAUCAGCGUGUACCAAAACGGCGAUGAGAAAUUCCCCGGCAAACGGAUUAUCAUCAACAAACGGAAAAUCGCAAACUUUGAUGUGUUCUUAGAUCAUGUUACGGACACGCUUAGACCCCGAUUUGGGGCUGUCCGUAGACUUUAUACCCCUGUGGGUGGACACCGAGUAACAGAUUUAGAUCAGGUGAUAAAGCGAGGGGAAUCUUACGUGGCUGCUGGCCAGGAAAAGUUCCACAGAAUCGGGUAUUUGGAAAUUGAGGUGUCUCCCCGGAAACGACUUACCAAAGGUUCAUUAGAUAUCAAACCUGUGCGGCACAGUCGAAUCCAAACCUCAGGGAGAAUACGAAAGAUCAGAACAGAGCCAAUCAUCAUCUUUGUUCAUCCCAAUGGGAACGAUUUAGAAAACCCUCACCGAGUUCAACUUCGUCCCCGAGAACAAGGCUCUUGGGAAAUGGUGCUGGAUGCCAUCAAGGAGAGAGUGUCACUUAGCCGGGGCGGGGCUAUAAGAAAAUUGUGCACAUUGGACGGCCGAGCCAUCCACAGUGUCCACGAGAUCCAGAGUUCCGGCUGCUACGUAGCGUGUGGGACGGAAAAGUUUGUGGCCAAGGACUACGAACACCCAAAGGUCAUGACCUCUCCACGGCAGGAGAGGAGGGCAUUCCCACACAAACUCACCCCUCUCAGUAACCGUAACUCUAAGAAGGGCUCCCAGGACAGUAGUGUAAACAGAACCCCAGAAUCAAACAAUGGGGCGAUGAACAGCAGACCUCGCAAGACACGGAGGAACCAAGUGAAAAAGGAAGACCCUGUCAUCCAUGAAAAACCUGUUGCUUACAAACGAAAUGGAAAGAAAGAAGUCAAUUACGAUCAAGAUCCAGGCGGUGUCUUCAAGGCUCAUCGAGAAAACCAGGCGACAAGAGGGGCACGCGAAAUCAACGAAGAUCGCAACACGCGAGUAGACAUCCCCGUCGAUCAGAGAGAGGCUGAAGUUGUGGAGGAGGAAGAAAUUGUGACCAGUCACCAUGGCGACAAAGAACGUAGGGCAUCCAGAUCUUACAAAAGCGAAGACGGUGUGCAGGGAGAAGAACUUCCUGAGCGCCGAGUGUCAUUCAAGGGCGACAAUCAGUCCCGCAGAAAGUCAGUCGAUGCUGAUGCCCCUCUUGAAGAUGAGCAAAAUAUGUUGCAACAGAACAGCAGAGCUGAAGAUCACACCAUGGAAGAGGCCCCCGAGGGGUUUGAGCGGGAAGAAGGACCGAAUUCAAAAAGGGAGGAGAGAAUCGAACAUUCCAGACAAGAUGACAUGGGGACAACCAAAGAGCGAAGAAGCAACAGCAAUGAACGGGCCACACCCACUCAUAUUUUGAGCCCCAGAAACCAGAGCCCUCAGCCCACACAUGAAUCCCCCAACCCCAGACAGGAAUCACCUGAGCCUAGGAGGGAAUACCCAGAGCCCAGAAGGGAAUCCCCAGAGACCAGAUGGAACUCGCCACCCAGAAGGGAAUCCCUGGAGCCAAGAAGGGAAUCCCCAGAAACCAGAUGGGACUCCCCGCCCUUAAGGGAAUCUCCGGAGCCAAGAAGAGAAUCCCCAAAGAACAGAAAGGAAUCCCCAGAGCCUAGAAGGGAAUUCCCAGAGAACAGAAAGGAAUCCCCAGAGCCCAGAAGGGAAUCUACUGACUCCAGGGAAUCACUCCUCCCAGCAGAGCAGCCCAUGAAUGACAAUCAGAGGGAGGGCCAUGAGUCAGCUCCACCCCCUGACCGUGAUGACGUCAUUGAUGAUGACGACAUUCCUGAGAAGAGACAAUCCACACCUGUUAACAAGAACAAAGAAGAGAUGCAAGCUGUGGCAGAUAUCACAGACCCCACUUACCCAGGCAAACGGGGCAAGGAAAAGCGUCAAUCCCGAAGAGGCGACCAAUCCAUAAGCCCAUCGCAGGAUGAGCGUGACGAGGCCGCCCUCACUAUACAAUCUCACUACAGAGGGUAUCGCACCAGGAAAGAGCAACGACAACGCCAAAGCAACAGAAGGACAUCCAGAGAUAAUUAUCCUGAUGACGCUGAGGCCGAAAAAGCUGCUGUCAUGAUUCAGUCCAAUUACAGAGGUUACAGAACCCGGCGGCAGCUAAAGGCCAGUCCCAACCAGUCAUAAAGAGAAAGUCGGAGUUCUAUAUAUACAGGCUUACAGAAAGCUUAGAGCAAGUGUAACCAGCGUUAAGAUCCAGGGAGACCCAUCGUCACACCAUCAAACCAGAAUGGAGCUUUCAAAGUCAGCUAAUUACCAACAGAGACACACUCGAAGGGAAAAAUUAUUAUGUUGUUUCUGGAAGAAAAUAGGAAAUGAAAUAUUUAAGUGUGUAACAGCUAAAGAUCUUACCAUAUUUUGAAAAAAAUGUGUAUGUAUGGUACUCAGAAAAGAGUAUUGAAGAAAUCAGUAGAUUACAAACUUUUUUUUUUCUUUUUAUUAUUAUUCUAGUUUGUUUCUGUCUGUUAUGACCUUAUAAUAUAGUCUGUUUCACAGUACAUAGACUAUUACUUAAUUAUCAGUAUAACUUCUUUUUUCAACUUUAUAUCGAAAAUUCCAUUCAGCAAGAACAUUUUAUAAUUUAUCAGUAUCAGCCCUGACUCCCACAUCAAAAAGUGUUUAUAUUUACAUAUUUUACAGUGGGUCUUUGUAUUCAUCUGCCCUUACUUUGCUCAAAGUAUCAGGCACCUUUACCCUGUAUAUUCCUACAACAUUCAGUAUUCAUGAAUAUUACAUUUAUUGUCAUAAUAAUGUUUGAAUAACUAAUCUAUGGUGAAAUAUGAUUAAAACAAGCAUUAAAAGUUUGACUAUACAUGGACAUAUAAAUCUUUCUAUUCUUAAAAACCCAUCCUGAUAAAAUGUUUGCUGCAAGAUAUAACCUGAUCUCAAGGUCUAGAUCUUAAAGAUGUGAAAAAUUUCUAUAUAAUUACUUUUCCAAAAAGUAUGGUUGUCCUUAAAUAGAAGAGGUUUU